Messenger RNA from Closterium sp. Naga37s-1, 1584 nucleotides. The record is from the annotation of a GenBank genome assembly. NCBI's taxonomy places the organism in Eukaryota, Viridiplantae, Streptophyta, Zygnematophyceae, Desmidiales, Closteriaceae.
AUGCGCAACGAUCCCCAGUAUUAUGUGCUGAAAGAAGACGAAACACCUUGCAUUUUCGGGCCUGUGCAAAAGCAACGGUGGUCAUACGCUUGUGCAAAGCAGCUCAUUGAAAGGGUCAUCUAUGCUGAGGGGGCCGAAAAUGAUCUCAAAUUCACCAUCGUCCGCCCGUUCAACUGGAUUGGUCCGCGUAUGGAUUUUAUCCCUGGAAUUGAUGGCCCCAAGGAUGGCGUGCCUCGCGUUCUUGCUUGCUUCAGCAAUCAACUUCUGCGCGGAGAACCAUUGAAGUUGGUUGACGGUGGCAAGUCACAACGGACCUUUGUGUACAUCAAGGAUGCAAUCCGCGCCGUGAUGCUUAUGAUUGAGAACCCAGAGCGAGCAAACGGGCACAUAUUUAAUGUCGGAAACCCCAAGAACGAGGCUAAUGUUCGUGAACUGGCCACGAUGAUGACACGGAUCUAUUGCAAAGUGAGCAAGCAAGCAGAGCCUGCAACACCCACAGUCGAUGUUACAUCAAGUGACUUCUAUGGAAAGGGUUAUGACGAUAGUGACCGCCGAAUUCCAGACAUGACGCUUAUUCAGCAGCAGCUGGGUUGGGAGCCAGAGACUUCCUUGGAAGAGUUGUUGGAUGCCAACAUGGCCAACAGAAAGGCGUCCCUAGGGGGCCACCUGCAGCCCAUGCUCAAGGACUUCCAUCACAUGUGCAUGCGCGUGCUCCUCCUCUCUCCCCACCUUCCCUUCCCCCCACCACGUCCCAUUCUCACCCCUACAGGCCAACAUGGUCAACAGAAAGGCGUCUCUAGGGGGGCACCUACAGCCCAUGCUCAAGGACUUCCAUCACAUGCGCAUGCGCGUGCUCAUUCCCACGUACCCUUCUCGCUCUUCUCAACUGCCCUCUCUCACCCUCCUCAUCUCCCCCACCACCGUCAGGCAAACAUGGCCAACAGAAAGGCGUCCCUAGGGGGGCAUCUACAGCCCAUGCUCAAGGAUUUCCAUCACAUGCGCAUGCGCGUGCUCAUUCCCACGUAUCCUUGCCCUUAUGAGGAGAGGGUGGGGGCGUGGGGCGUGGGAGGGAAGGUGUGUGUGGGGACGUGGGCCAUGGGGGCAACACUAAGGGAUUUCCACCACAUGCGCAUUCGCGUGCUCAUUCCCACAUACCCCUGCCCUUAUGAGGAGAGGGUGGGGGCGUGGGGCGUGGGAGGGAAGGUGUGUGUGUGGGGAGGCUUAGGGUGUGAAGAGGGGAAAUGUGUGCCCCAGAGUGUGGGGAGAAAGUGGGUGUGUUUAAUUCCAACAGCCGUUCAAGCCAAGCCCGUAGUCUACAGUGUGGGCAGUGACGAGGAGUACUCUUUUGAAGAGUCAAUGUUUCGCCACUACCGCUCGCAGCCCUACACACUCGACCCGUUUCUCUCCCCGCAAGCCCAGGCGCGCAUGCAGCUGCUGCGCUUCCUGCACUUCCACUCGCUGGGGCUGACUGGAAAGGCUUCAUUGGGUGACUACCAGAAGUGGAACCCCAAUGCCACGUUCCGCACUCUGCCUGAGUUGAUGCAGGUAGGCCGCACCGCACGUGCCUCCCCCUUGCUCUCUUAA